AUGUCGAUCAAAGACUCCAACUUCCCGUCCUCCGCCGCUUUCGACGCCAUCAACGCAGCCCUAUCCGACGACACCGAGCGCAAAGACGCCAUCAAAAAAGGCGGUGCCAUCUUCGCCUUCACCCUCAAGAACAGCAACGGCGCACAAGAGAGCUGGCACAUUGAUCUAAAAGACACAGGCAAAGCCGGCAAGGGCACCGCUCCCGAUGGGAAGAAGUCUGCCGUCACACUAUCACUCAGUGAUGCGGAUUUCGGCAAGCUGGUCAAGGGUGAAGCGAAUGCGCAGAAGUUGUUCAUGAGUGGAAAGCUCAAGGUUAAGGGAGAUGUCAUGAAGGCUACCAAGAUGGAGCCGAUUUUCAAAAAGGUCCAGACAAAGGCAAAGCUUUGA
Messenger RNA from Aureobasidium pullulans EXF-150, 387 nucleotides. Its product is annotated as sterol-binding-like protein. NCBI's taxonomy places the organism in Eukaryota, Fungi, Ascomycota, Dothideomycetes, Dothideales, Saccotheciaceae. The record is from RefSeq and is a predicted model, not a curated record. The transcript has 3 exons. Gene Ontology annotation, cellular component: cytosol. The coding region runs from base 1 to 387 and encodes 128 amino acids.